Misgurnus anguillicaudatus (oriental weatherfish) is the source of this 955-nucleotide messenger RNA. The record is from RefSeq and is a predicted model, not a curated record. NCBI's taxonomy places the organism in Eukaryota, Metazoa, Chordata, Actinopteri, Cypriniformes, Cobitidae.
UUCUGUAGGAAUGAAGAUAAAGUCUGCUUCUGUCCGAGCCUUCAGUCAAACCUUUCAUUCAGGCAACGUGCGUUGGAGUUUACGUUCUGCACAGACCACCACAGAGUUCCCUGGAGAUGGUGAAAUGCACUCAGUUGCAAGUCUGUCUGGAGGAACGGAGCUGUUGGUGGAGGCAGAGCUAACGGGAGGGGAAGGAAACGAAUCGUGGCAACAUGCUCAGCUCUUCAGACAGAGUUUGAAGGAAACAGAGAAUGUAUUAUUUGAGCUUCUGGUUGAAAUCGAAGAGUCUUGAUGAUUUAUGUUGUGAAAAACUAAGGAAAUGUGGUAUAACUGUUUGUUUUGUCACAACUAAGAGAAUUAUGUUAUGUUUAAAUGGACAUAACAAAAUGAAUCAGACACUAGUGUACUUUCUUCAAAGCCCUGCAUGGGUAACACUUUAUAAUAAGGAUGUAUUUGUUUACAUUACACUGUAAUAAGUAAAAGUUGGAUCUACUAAUACUGGAUCUACAAAAAGUUACUUUCACUUUUUACAGUGUAGUUUAUGCAUUAGCUAACAUGAACUAACAAUGAACAAUACUAUAGCAUUUAUUAAUCUUAGUUCAUGUUCAUUUUAACAUAAAUAACUAACUAUCAUUAACAAAGAUUAAUUAAUGAUGAAAAACUAUAUUGUUUAAACUUUAUUGUUACUUAAUGUUAGCUAAUGCAACAAAUACAACCUUAAUGUUAAAUGUUACCCAUGCACGUUUUAUGUGAAACAUUUAAAAAUAAUUUACUUUUCAUGUUUUUCAGUUUAUUGGCCAGAAAUGUUUUACUGUAAUCUAGCUCAUCUGCUCUGUACUGUAAAUAAGAUGGUUUGAUCUUGAAAUGUAUAAUCUGAAACUGUUUGUGCGUCAUUAUUUUAGGUGCAAGGUAAGGAUAUGUCCACAUAACAAUACAUUAAAAUUUUAUUACUUGA